CAGAGUGCCCAAGGCCGCCACCGCCACUGUCCGCCAGGGCGGGUAUAUAGGGCGGGUCAGGCGCCUCACCCACCACAGUACGGUCCCCGUCGACGCAUACACACACACGCACCAUGUGGACUCUGGUUGUUUUGGCAGUGUUGGGCGUGGCCUCGGCUGUCCCUAGCGUAAGGGACACACCAGAGGUGGCGGCAGAGAAAGCUCGCUUCUUUGCUUCUUACCGAGCUGCUCAGGCCGCCGCCAAGCCACAGUACAAUGCCAUCCCCCAACAGGCCUACAACACCGGUCACUACAACCACGGGCAAUACAACCAAGGACAAUACCAUCACGGCUCCUACCAACCCAAGUGGACCGGUCCCGUGGCUGCCACCGUCCCUGCCGGCGUCGAUGGCAGAAUUACCCCCGUGUCUGACACCCAGGAAGUAGCUGCUGCCCGCAACGCUUUCUUCAACACCUACCAGGCUCAGGUUGCUGCUACUCUUGGUGCUGGCACCAGCCCUCACUUUCAUGCUUCUCCCUCACACACUCCCUCCUACACCCCAUCCUACACCCACCAGCCCAAGUGGACUGGCCCCUUGGCUGCCACCGUCCCAGCUGGGCUCCCAGGCUCCACCAACCAGGUUGCUGACACCCCCGAGGUGGCCGCCGCCAAGCAAGCGUUCUUCAACACCUACCAGAGGCAGGCAGCAGCAGCGGCUCCCCCGACACGCUACUACUGAACCCUACUGUCAUAAUUAGCUUAAUUACCACAAAAUUGAUGUAGAGAUAUUAAUCGAAAUUAAAAAGAUAUUUUAAAAGCUUA
Messenger RNA from Procambarus clarkii (red swamp crayfish), 802 nucleotides. Its product is annotated as cuticle protein CP1499-like. The record is from RefSeq and is a predicted model, not a curated record. NCBI's taxonomy places the organism in Eukaryota, Metazoa, Arthropoda, Malacostraca, Decapoda, Cambaridae.